AUGGAGAACGCUGAAGAGAUACUCCAAGCUCUUUUUCUCGGCAUCUCACUUGCGUCGGUUCUACUACAAACAUGUCGAUACGGAAAGGCUCUCGAGGUGUUUACUGAAUGCUUGGAGUUUCUUAAAAAACACGAUUCGAGCUUGGAAGCCGAAACAUUUAAACGCCUCUCAGCACUAGUCUACUGCAGGUUAUCUCACAUUUAUUUCCAUAUUGGAGACUCCAAGAAUGGCUUUGAAAAGAGAGAAAAGGCAAACGCUCUAUAUCCCCAAAUGGGUGGCAGUCAAAGUUCAGCUGAAUUUUUGGCUAAACCUGGUGAUGAGCACGUGUCUAAAACCCAUGACUCGCCAGAUAAUGAGGAGGACCAAGAAAUUCAUGAAGAUCCAUUAUCAGCCAGGAAUUAUAGAGACAAGAUUAAGGAAGCAGAUGAACUUGACAGACUCAGUCAUUUAGCUCUUUCUCGUUUCGAAUACUCCGAAGCCAGACGCCUUUUAGAGAGAUUAGCUGAACUAUGGGGCGAGCUUGGGGACAGGGAGGAAGAGAAAACUGCAAUCUUUCGUCUCGGCGAACUAUAUAAGUCACUUGAUGAGUACGACCAAGCACAAACGUAUUUUGAAAAGGUCCUACUGAUGGCGGAGGAAGAUGAAGACACUUACAUGCAAGGAGCGGUUUUUGGCAAACUUGGGGCUUUAUGUAACUUUCGCGGUGACUAUGUCAAGGCAAAAAGCUUGCGCAAGAAGGCACUCGAAAUUAGUUUGAAGAUUGGAGACAAGAGAGGAGAGGUUAUUGAUUACAGAGUCCUCUCUGAUGUUCUGCUCAAUCUUGGUGAAUUUAAAGAAGCUCAAGACUGCUGCUUAAAGGCACUCACUCUUAGUAAGGAAAUUGGCGACAGUGAAGAAGAGGGCUUGGCAUACAGCGAGCUAGGUGAUAUUCAGAGAAAGUUGAAAGACUUUGAAUUAGCAGAGCACUACUACAAGAGUGCAAGGGAAGUAUACGAACUAAUUGGAGACUUGGAAAAUGAAGAGAAAGAAAACAGUCGACUUGGUGUACUGUACCGUUUUCUUUGCAAAUACGAUUUGGCACUUAAAAGUCAUGAGAGUAGUCUUAUUAUAACGAAGCAAAUGGGUAAUAAAAGAGGUGAAGCCAAACAAUACAGCAACCUUGGAGCUGUUUAUCAAGAUCUCGGAAAUUACCUCAUGGCUAAGGAAUGCUGCGAACAAGCCCUUGUUAUCAGCACAAGAGAAAAUCACUUAAAGGGGCAAGCAAUUGAUUAUGGCAAUCUAGGAACUGUCCACCAGCUUUUUGGUGACUUCACAACUGCGUACGAACUCCACCGAAAAGCGCUGCAGAUUAAAAUUCGAAUUGAUCUCAAAGAAGGAUUAGCUGAAGAUUACUUUAAUCUCGGUCGUUGCUGUAAGCAUCUUGGUAAAUAUGCAAAGGCAAAGGAGUUUUGGCAAUUAGGACUUGAUGUCGCAAGAACUACUGGUCACAGUCUGAUUGAGUCAAAUAUCAUUGCUAGUUUGGCAUCCGUGGAGCAAACUAUUGGCGAGUAUGAAAGCGCUAACGCUCAUUAUGAACAGGCACUUCUCAUCAGCCAAGAGGCCAAAGACCUCAAGCGACAGGCAUGUAUGACCGGCAACCUCGGACUAAUUGCUCAGUCUCUUGGUGAUAUACCUAAGGCCCAGGAAUUUCUUGAAAGAUCCGUACAGAAACUGAAACAAAUUGGAUGUAAAGAUGAAGAGAGCACGGCUUUGGCAAACCUUGGAAUGCUCUAUUGUUCAUUGGGUGAAUAUAGUAAGGCGAUAAGAUACAAUGAAGAUGCUCUUGCCAUUUCAAGAGAAAUACAUGACAAAGAGGGGGAAAUGGCAUUCAACAACAAUUUGGGACAGAUUUACUUGUUUCAAAAAGAAUUAGAAAAAGCAUCUGAUUGUUUUACCAAGGCACUAUCAAUGGCUGAAGUUAUUAAAGACUCAAGAGCUGAAAGCCUUAGCUACUGCAACAUAGCAUUUGUGUGUUUAGUUAGAAACGAUGUACCAAAAGCUUUCUGGUACCUCUCAGCAAGCAUCAAGACGCUAGAAAAAGCGUCGGUAUUACAUGGAGAAAGCGAAGAUUUUCAGAUCGGCUUUGCAGACCAACACAAUGAUCCUUAUCGAUUAAUGGUUGUUGUCUUGCUUAAACUAGGAAAUAUUGAUCACGCUUUGUCAGUGUCGGAGCUUGGACGUGCAAGAUCAUUGGCCCAGCGAAUGGAAACUCAAUAUUCAGCGCAACCAUUACCUGCUUUUGACCCUUUUCAAUGGAUUGAUCAUAAAAACGUUGUUCAAGACAAAUCUUGCGUAUGCUUGUCAUUUUGCUUUUACAUGGAAAGGCUAUUUUUAUGGAUUCUAAAGGCUAACAUGAGGACAGCUUGCAAAGAGAUGUCAGCGAGUCAAUGGCUUUCAGCAGACAAUCAACCUCAACGGGACUCUUUUCAAGACAAGUUGAAGGAUCUGGCGAAUAAGUGUUACAGAGAGUUUUCACUUUUGUCAGGAGAACGAUGCGAAGAUCGCUAUUUGGUUCUGGAUGAUGAACAUUCUGAGGCUAGAUCUCCAACCAAAUCCGAAGGAAGCUCGCAGCCACAACAAAGUUUUGACGCUUGCCAAGUCAAGGAGAAGAAUGAAGGAGGAUCAGAAGAAGAACCGCCCCUCAAAGUGUUGUAUAAAGUCACCAUAGCUCCUGUGGCUGAUCUCCUGGAAGGAUCUGAGAUAGUUGUUGUCCCUGAUCGUUCACUAUACAGAGUUCCAUUUUCUGCGUUGAUUAACGAGAAAGGAGGAUUUCUGGCAGAAAGGUUCAGGAUUCGGUAUACUCCAUCACUGACGACUCUCAAGCUGAUCCAAGACAGUCCUGCAGAUUAUCACAGUGAAAGUGGCGUUCUUAUAGUUGGCGAUCCUGAUGUUGGUACUGUCACGCACCAGGGACGUAGGUUAACACUUCCUCGAUUACCAUGUGCUAAAGAAGAAGCUGAGAUGAUUGGAAAGAUUCUUCACGUUCAACCCUUAACUGGUAAAGAAGCUACGAAAGAAGCGGUACUACAAAAGAUACACUCUGUAAGUCUCAUUCACAUUGCUGCACAUGGUGAACCAGAGAGAGGUAAUAUCGCAUUAGCUCCAUCCAAUCAUGAGAGGGAUGACUUUCUGUUGACGAUGGCCGACAUCUCCGCAGUCAGAUUGCGAGCCAAACUGGUGGUGCUCAGUUGUUGUCACAGUGGAAAAGGACACAUCAAAGCUGAGGGAGUUGUUGGCAUCGCUCGAGCCUUCCUAGGAUCUGGCGCUUGCUCAGUUUUGGCGUCUCUCUGGGCUGUGGACGACGAAGCAACAAUGGCGUUCAUGGAGCAAUUCUACCAGCACUUGGUGAAUGGAAAGGGUGCGAGUGACUCUCUUCAUGAAAGCAUGAAAUGGAUGAGAGAGAACCCAGACUACUCGGAAGUGAGAAAAUGGGCACCAUUCGUGUUGAUUGGAGAUGAUGUGUCAUUCCAAUUCGCCAAAUAAAUGUAAGUCCCGGAAUGUAGGUGGGAUGCAGUGAUACAAAAUUAAGUGAAAAAAUAUAAUAACGCAAUUCAGAAGCAUGUCUGGCGUACUGCGACACGUGACGUAGUAAGCGUGUUUUUCAGUGACAGAAUCAGCUUACUAUUUUUUUUUUGUUUAACAGUGAGAGAGAAUUCUUCAUAACUGGAGGAGAAAGUACCAGGUGUCUCAACACAGUAAACUGUGAAAGAUGUUGCUGUUGUGAAGGGACUCUGAGAGGAAAUACAAGUUCAGCUAAAACCUUUGUUUCAGUAGACUUUUAAUUUUGAAGUGUUAAAUAAUUAUGAGUUUUACUAGACGUGUUCUUCUUUGGAGAGAAUCUCAGUGGUGUGCUCAGAGAUGCGAGGACGGAGACAGCUUCAAAGAAAAUGCGCUCUGAAUCGAAAAAGACGACGAAUAAGAAAUUAAUUUAUCAUUUAAACUGGGGUAUUAUACAAGGAUUCCACCCCUGAGAAAAGCCGUAACAACACACGUCAAAAAAUACAUUAGUUUCAUUCUUCUCGAUCCAUGGUUGUUUAUCCAAAUUUUCUCGGAUCAUGGCUGCUUAAACACUGAAAAGUCCGUAUCGCUUAUAGAAAAUGACGUUCAAAAUUUCCCAGAAGACGAAAGUUAAGUAAUCAGUGGCUUUAGUGGUGGCAUUUCCCGCGGCUGAAAACGAAACUCGACAACUGGAAGAUUUUGUCGCUGAGGAAAAAGUCAUUAACUGACAAUUUUGUAUAUUGAAUAUUACUUUGACUAUUUGUUUUGUAAUGAUUCAAUGAAUUUUUCUUAUCUUGAGCCUUAUCGCCAACGCAUUUUACAAUUUUUCGGAAAUUUUGGAUUUCAUUUUUUUUUAUUCUUUAAUUAAGUCGACUUAAGGGCUAUUCUGUUUAUACAGUAAACAGAUUAAGACAUGGGCGUGCGUAGAGAUGAAAUUUCUCUUCGAGAGUUUAACUCAACAACUUACAAGUGAGCGCAGCUCACUCGUGAGCUAUCGAGUCGAACACUUGAAGAGAAAUUCCAUGUCUACGCACGCCCACGUAUUCUCUACAAAACAUUGUAAAUAG
This is a messenger RNA of Pocillopora meandrina, 4604 nucleotides long. Lineage: Eukaryota; Metazoa; Cnidaria; Anthozoa; Scleractinia; Pocilloporidae. The record is from the annotation of a GenBank genome assembly.